This is a messenger RNA of Rotaria sp. Silwood1, 1446 nucleotides long. The record is from the annotation of a GenBank genome assembly. Lineage: Eukaryota; Metazoa; Rotifera; Eurotatoria; Philodinida; Philodinidae.
AUGCUUUUUUCUGCAGCCUUGGUAGCUACAACAACUGCCGCUACAACAGCUGCCGCUACAACAGCUGCCGCUACAACAGCUGCGGCUACGACAACUGCCGCUACAAUAAUCGCGGCUACAACAACUGCUGCUACAAUAACCGCCGCUACAACGACUGCUGCUACAACAACUGCCGCUACAACAACCGUCGCUACAAUAAUUGCGGCUACAACAACUGCGGCUACAAUAGCCGCCACUACAACUGUCGCUACAACAACUGCCGCUACAACAACCGGCGCUACAACAAUUGCGGCUACAACAACCGUCGCUACAAUAAUUGCGGGUACAACAACCGUCGCUACAACAACUGCCGCUACAACAACUGCCGCUACAACAACUGCGGCUACAAUAACCGCCACUACAACUGUCGCUACAACAACUGCCGCUACAACAACCGCUGCUGCAACAACCGCCGCUACAACAAUUGCGGCUACAACAACCGUCGCUACCACAACUGCUGCUACAACAACCGCCGCUAUAACAACUGCGGCUACAACAACCGUCGCUACAAUAAUUGCGGCUACAACAACAGCCGCUUCAACAACUGCGGCUACAACAACCGCCGCUACAACCGUCGCCACAACAAUCGCCGCUACCACAACUGCUGCUACAACAACCGCCGCUACAACAACUGCGGCUGCAACAACCGCCGCUACAACUGUCGCCACAACAAUCGCCGCUACCACAACUGCUGCUACAACAACCGCCGCUACAACAACCGCCGCUACAACUGUCGCUACAACUGUUGCUACAACAACCGCCGCUACAACAAUUGCGGCUACAACAACCGCCGCUACAACCAUCGCUACAACAACCGCCGCUACCACAACUGCUGCCACAACAACCGCCGCUAUAACAACUGCGGCUACAACAACCGUCGCUACAAUAAUUGCGGCUACAACAACCGUCGCUACAACAACUGCGGCUGCAACAACCGCGGCUACAACAACUGCUGCUACAACAAUUUCUACUACUGUAGCAACAACUACAGGUAUUUCAGUUAUUAUUACAUCAUGUACACCUGGUAGUAGCUGGAAUUCAACUGGUACAACUGUAGCUGGUGUGACAGGUGUACAGGGCGCAAAUGCAACUUUGCUUAAAUAUGUCAAUGAUGUUGCAAUUGACAUCUAUUCAAAUAUCUAUGUUGCUGAUACAGAUAAUCAAAGAAUUCAGCGAUUUGCAGCAAACACAUUCGUCGGUCAGACGAUAGCUGGAACUACCGGUUCUAUUGGCGCAUCAGCAACCACAUUCAAUUAUCCACGUGCUAUAUUUGUUCUUUCAAGCACAUUAUUCGUUUCAGAUGUUUACAACUAUCGAGUACAAAAGUUUAACUACAAUGCAUCAUCCGGUAUUACAGUUGCUGGAGGUAAUAUGAAAUUUUCCAUGAAAACCAGUUGUUAUUUAUAA